AUGGCAAGCCCUCCCAGCCAGCCAGCAGCCGAAUGUUGGAGGGAAGGGGUGGGGGAGAAGGACGCUCUAGGCUCACGGUGUGCUGCUGCUGCUGCCGCUGCUGCUGCUACUGCUGAUCCUGUCACUUGCUCUGCUGCAGUUCGUGUGGAGGGUGGUACCCGGAGCAGGGGCGGUGGGGCGGCGGUGGUGUUUGGGAGAGGCGUGGCUGCUGUGGCUCUACCAUGGGUCCUGGCGUGCCUCCUGCUCGCACAUGCAGCACGGUCUGAUGAUGCACCUCCAGCAGCAACAGCAGCAGCAGCAGGAGCACACACCCUAACGGCUACUGCUGAGACCGACAUUCUCCAGCCAUUCCCAUCCCCAUCCCCAUCCCCAUCCCCAUCAUCACCAUCACUCGCCACAUCCCCCUCCUUCCACGCACCGUCCACUGAAUCUGGUCAGAUCCUUCAUCCUCCUCCUCCUCUCGCCACCAACACACCCGCCCCUCCUCUUCCCACCAUCCCUCCUCUUCCCACCACCAACACACCCACUGCCCGAAUCUCCUUCCGCCUGCCGCUAUCCCGCAAGACCAUGCGCCUCCCAGACAUAGUCCCGGAGCAGACAAGCAACCAGGGCACACUCACCAACCAGAUCCAGUUCAACACUCAAAUCGCCGAGGCGAAAAUGGGGGGGACGGUCGAUCAGAACAACUCGCAGUCUCAGAAUGCAGGCCCUGCUAGCAGCUCAGCAAAGUCGCCUCCUGCGCCCCCGCCGUGCCCGGACAAGAAGUGUGAGAAGGAGCGGGCGAAGGAGGAGAUAGCAAGUGAUGCGAAUCAGCUGCAUCGGGACGUGGGGCAGGUGGGGCAGGAUGUGCGAGAUAUCAGGCAGGAUGUGGCGCAGUUGGUGACGAGGACUCCGUUGGAUUUAACGUACACGUUCCCGGCUGCUCCGGAUUAUCGGAGGACCUUUGCAGAGAUCAUUCCGGAAGGCGCUGAUGGGAUCUUUGUGAGCUUCCCUGGUGGGGGGGCGCCACGGCAGCCAUGA
Molecule: messenger RNA, 1020 nt
Organism: Closterium sp. Naga37s-1
Lineage: Eukaryota; Viridiplantae; Streptophyta; Zygnematophyceae; Desmidiales; Closteriaceae
Source: the annotation of a GenBank genome assembly